This is a messenger RNA of Cavia porcellus (domestic guinea pig), 5980 nucleotides long. RefSeq names its product DExD/H-box helicase 60 (gene Ddx60). Gene Ontology annotation, molecular function: ATP binding; single-stranded RNA binding; double-stranded RNA binding. The coding region runs from base 241 to 5373 and encodes 1710 amino acids. Lineage: Eukaryota; Metazoa; Chordata; Mammalia; Rodentia; Caviidae. Gene Ontology annotation, cellular component: cytoplasm. The transcript is spliced from 38 exons. The record is from RefSeq and is a predicted model, not a curated record. Gene Ontology annotation, biological process: defense response to virus.
AAGCCUGGCUGGAGUGGCUGGACUCGCCCAGUGCGUCCUGUCACCGGAGCGCAGGGGACACCGCGCUUCCACGGGAGAUCGAGCUGGGUCGAGGCUCCGCCAACCUUUUCUAGGUUGAGCGCGCUCUCAGAGGCUCUUUGGACACUGCAGGUCUGCCAUUUUCAUGACUAAUUGCCAUUUAGAGCAAGCAGAGUACUGGAUGCUGUGUUGAAUAACUGCCAGUUCCAAUUGAAGGCAGAGAUGGCAGCAAGAAGCGAUAAAUGCACAAUGUUUUUAGAGCAUAUGUCGCAGUAUAUUUUGAAACAUUUGCCAAAGGCUGAGUAUUCAAGUUUACUCAAUGAUUUUGUUGAGUCCGAAUUUUUUCUCAUUGAUGGGGACUCAUUACUUAUCACAUGUAUAUGUGAGAAAUUAUUAAAGCCAGGACAGAAUCUCCAUUUCUUCUACCUGGUUGAACUUUAUCUCAUGGAUCUUAUUAAUAAAGGAGGACAAUUUGCCAUAGUUUUCUUCCAGGAUGCUGAGUACACAUAUUUCAGUGCUCCUGAGCUACUUCCUUUGAGAACUGCUUUAAUUCUUCAUCUUCAGAAAAAUACCCACAUUAAUGUUUGCACUCAAUUUACUGGCUGCUUAUCAAAGGAGUGGAAAAUGUUCUUGGAUGAAAAUUAUCCAUAUUUCCUGGUAAUUGCUGAUGAAGGCCUGAACCAUCUGCAAACACACCUUUUCAACUUUUUCAUUGUUCAGUCUUGGUCAGUGAGGGUCAAUGUUGUGCUUUUCUCUGGGCAAACAGCUGAUAUUCUUCGACUGUAUGCAUACUUUAUGCCAAGUGUAUACCAGAACCAGUGUUUUUUCAAGAAGAAUGAAAAGGUGAUUCAAAAUGCUUAUAGAACCCUGCUUAGACAAUUGAAAAACCAUAGAGUUUUCGCAUUAGAACCUCUUUUCAAAAAUUUAACAUCAAAACAUAUGAUGGAAGAGGCUUAUGAGACUGUAUGUCUGCUUCAGCAAGUCUGGCCAGAAGGAUCUGACAUUCGACGAGUUCUUUGUGUUACUUCGUGCUCACUGUCUUUAGGAAUGUACCAUCACUUCUUAGAAAACAGAAAGGAGACUACUGCUAAAGAGGAGACUAACAACAACAAGGUGACAAGCAAUUGCUUAACCCUGCAAGAUGCAGAGGAUUUGUGCAAACUGCAUUGUCUCAGCGUGGUUUUUCUUCUACACAUACCUCUUUCUCAGAGAGCUCGUUCUAGAUUCAUCACGUCCCAUUGGAUUAAGGACACUCAGAUAUUCUUUAGAAUGAAAAAGUGGUGUGAAUAUUUCAUCCUAUGUAAUACAAAUGUUUUGGAAUUUUGGAAUCUGAAUUUAACUCAUCUUUCUGACUUAAGUGAUGAACCUUUGCUGAAGAAUAUUACCUUUUAUUAUGAAAAUGAAAAUGUAAAAGGUCUACAUUUGAACUUGGGAAGUGCCAUUAUGAAAGACUAUGAACAUCUCUGGAAUACUGUGUCAAAAUUGGUAAAAAAGUUCAAAGUGGGAAACCCAUUUCCUUUGAGAACAACCACACUUCAGUUUCUUAAAAAGAAUCCAUCAUCAAUCAAAGAUAGCUCCAAGGAAAAGAUUCCUAAUUUGGGUUUUAUUCCAAUGUCAUGUCAAAUGGUUGACAAAUUUUCUGGAGACAUUUUGAAAGAUUUACCUUUUCUAAAAAGUGAUGAUCCUAUUGUUACUUCACUGGUUAAACAGAAGGAAUUUGAUGAACUCGUGCACUGGCAUUCUCACAGACUCCUUAGUGAUGAUUAUGAUCGGACAAAAAGCAGCUUUGAAGGAAAGACUAAAGACCCUUGGGUUCAAAAAGAUCUGCAAAAAUAUCAUCGUUUUCAGCGUUUAUAUGGAAAUUCAUUAGACCCAGUGUCUUCAAAACUCAUUGUGACUCAAGACAUAAAGUGGAAGAAGAAUUUUAAAGAGGUGAAGAGCAAAAAGACACAUGAGACCAAAGCUGAAAUAAUUGCUAGAGAGAAUAAGAAGAGAUUAUGUACCAAGGAAGAACAAAAAGAAGAGCAAAAAUGGAAUGCUCUGUCAUCUUCUAUCGAAGAAGAAAUGACACAGAAUUUAAGCUCUGGAUUAAAGAACCUGGAAGACUUUUUGAAGUCAUGUAAAAGUAACUCAGUGAAAGUUCGGGUAGAAAUGGUCGCAUUAACUGCCUGUUUGAAAGCAUGGAAAGAACACUGUCAACAUGAAGGUAAAGCCACAGAAGAUUUAAAUAUAGCUGUCCAGAUGAUGAAAAGAAUUCACUCCUUGAUGAAUAAAUACUCAGAACUUUUGCAAGAUGUAGACCGGCACCUCAUAGGCAGAUGCCUUAAGUAUUUAGGAUUUGAUGAGUUGGCGAGGUCAUUAUAUACAGAUCAGGAUGUAGUGGAUGACAAGAAGAAUAAGAAGAGGUAUUCAGUUGGCAUUGGGCCAGCUCGGUUUCAACUACAACACAUGGGCCACUAUUUGAUACGAGAGGAAAGGAAAGAUCCAGAUCCAAGGGUCCAGGGUUUUAUUCCUGAUACUUGGCAGCGAGAACUCCUCGAUGUGGUGGAUAACUAUGAAUCAGCAGUGAUUGUUGCCCCCACAUCCUCAGGGAAAACCUAUGCUUCCUACUACUGCAUGGAGAAGGUGCUGAAAGAGAGUGAUGAAGGGGUGGUUGUAUAUGUUGCACCAACCAAGGCCCUUGUUAAUCAAGUGGCAGCAACUGUUCAAAAUCGUUAUACUAAAAAUCUGCCAGAUGGUGAAGUUCUGUGUGGUGUUUUUACAAGGGAAUAUCGUCACGAUGCGCUCAACUGUCAGGUGCUUGUUACAGUGCCUGCCUGCUUUGAAAUUCUGCUGCUAGCUCCACAUCGCCAACAAUGGGUGAAAAGGAUUAGAUAUGUUAUAUUUGAUGAGGUCCAUUGUCUUGGUGGAGAAAUUGGAGCAGAAAUCUGGGAGCAUCUCCUUGUCAUGAUCCGAUGCCCAUUUUUGGCUCUGUCAGCUACAAUUAGUAACCCUGAACAUCUCACUGAGUGGCUGCAAUCAAUAAAACAUUAUUGGAGACAAGAGGACAAAAUAAUGGAAAAAAGGAUGGCCUCCAAAAGAAGUGCUGGCUCUCAUGCCAGUUUAUCCAAAGACUACGUGCAAAUAAAGCAAUCGUAUAAGGUUAGACUUGUGCUUUAUGGAGAGAGGUACAAUGAUUUAGAGAAGUACAUAUGUUCCAUCAAAGAGAAUGACAUUUGUUUUGAUCACUUUCACCCAUGUGCUGCACUAACCAUAGAUCACAUUGAAAGGUAUGGAUUCCCUUCUGAUCUUGCACUUUCACCUCGAGAAAGCAUCCAGCUUUAUGAUGCCAUGUUUCAAGCCUGGGAAAGUUGGCCACAGGCCCAGAAAUUAUGUCCAGAGAACUUCAUUCAUUUCAAGGACAAAUUAAUCAUUACAAAGAUGGAUGCUAGAAAAUAUGAAGAGAGCUUAAAGGCAGAAUUAAAAAGUUGGGUUAAAAAUGGCAAUAUAGAGCAGGCUAAAAUGGUACUAAAGUCUCUUAGCCCUAAUUCAGCUUAUAGUUCAGGAAAUAUGUUGAUGAAAUUUCCACUUCUUAUUGAAAAACUAAGGGAAAUGGAAAAGUUACCUGCUCUAAUUUUUAUGUUCAAUAUAACACAUGUAGAAUAUUUUGCUGGGAGUGUAUACAGGUUUUUGAAGGUAAAGCAGAAGGAAAAACAGUCUCCUAAAGCUCAUAAAGAAGUUCACGACAAGAUUUGCAGACUUCAAAAACUAGAGAAAUCCAUUGAGAAACAGAAGACAUUAGAGGAAAAAAGCCAGAAAAAACCAAGAAUAUUGGACCAAAAUUUCAUACUAGAAGCUGAGUAUAAUUGUCUAUUGAAAAGUCUAAACAAGAGCCUGGAAAUUCCUCAGGAUUGCACAUACACUGAUCAAAAAGUGAUGGAUGCUGAGUUAUUGAAGACAGUGUUUGAUCGUGUAAAAUUUGAAAGAAAAGGUGCAGAACUGAGAUGUUUGGCAAGAAGGGGUAUUGGAUAUCACCACAGUUCCAUGACUGCCAAAGAAAAACAGCUAGUUGAAAUUCUUUUUCGAAAAGGAUUCAUCAGGGUGGUGACAGCUACCGGAACACUUGCUUUAGGAAUCAACAUGCCUUGUAAAUCUGUGGUUUUUGCUCAAAACUCAGUCUAUCUGGAUGCUUUAAAUUACAGACAGAUGUCUGGUCGUGCUGGAAGACGGGGACAAGACCUGCUAGGAGAUGUAUAUUUCUUUGAUAUUCCACUACCCAAAGUAGAAAAACUCGUAAAAUCCAAAGUUCCUGAGCUCAGAGGACAAUUUCCUCUAAAGAUAACACUGAUCCUGCGACUCAUGCUGCUGGCUUCCAAGGCGGAUGAUCUGGAGGACGGCCAGGCGAAGGCGCUGUCAGUGCUAAAGCAUUCAUUGUUGUCCUUCAAACAACCCAGAGCCGUGGAGAUGUUAAAACUUUACUUCUUAUUUUCUUUGCAGUUCUUGGUGAAAGAGGGAUAUCUAGAUCGAGAGGGAAAUCCUACAGGGUUUGCUGGACUUGUGUCACAUUUGCACUAUCACGAACCUUCUAAUCUGGUCUUUGUCAAUUUUCUUGUGAAAGGUCUUUUCCAUAAUCUUUGCCAACCAACUAACAAAGGAUCAGAGCGUUUUUCUCAAGAUGUUAUGGAAAAACUAGUGCUAGUACUGGCAAAUCUCUUUGGAAGAAAGUACAUUCCAGCCAAGUAUUAUGAAAAAAAUUUUUAUCAAUCGAAGGUGUUUCUUGAUGAUCUUCCUGAAGAUUUCUUGGCUGCUUUAGAUGAGUAUAACACAAAAGUUAAAAAAGACUUUGCCUCUUUUUUGCUAAUUGUGUCCAAAUUGGCUGAUAUGACACAGGAGUACGAACUUCCACUGUCCAAAAUAAAAUUCACAGGUAAAGAAUGUGAAGACUCCCAACUUGUGUCUCACUUGAUGAGCUGCAAAGAAGGAAGAGUAGCAAUUUCACCAUUUGCUUGUCUCUCUGGGAACUUUGAUAGUGCUUUGCUUCAGCCAGAAAUUGCAAAAAGUAGUAUUCUGCGAAUGUUUGGAAUCACCUAUGGUCAAGCUCCUAUACUGUGGCCCAAAAGAUAUGAUAGUCAAGGAAGAAUAAUACCCCUUAAUGCUUAUGCACUGGACUUCUACAAACAUGGUUCCUUGGUAGGAAUAACACAGGACAAUGGGAUACACACAGGAGAAGCUUAUAAUUUGUUGAAAGAUUUUGGACUUGUCAUUAAAUCUAUCAGUGUUUCCUUGCGUGAAUUAUGUGAGAAUGAAGAUGACAAUGUUGUUUUAGCAUUUGAGCAACUGAGUGAAACCUAUUUUGAAAAACUGAAGAAAGUCUAAAGUCAAAGUUCAUGUAAAUCUCUUACAAUAUCGCCAUGCAAGUCCUACAAGUCACAGUUUUGGUUCUCCUGCUUUUUGUGAGAAAACACAUGAUGAAGUGAAAGAAAAAGCCCUGUCUUCAAAGAGUGGGAUUCACACCUGCAUGAUUCCCAUCCAUGAGAACGCUCUUGGACAAAUUAUUUAGUGUGUGUGAGUCUUGGUUUCUUUUAAUGUUUGAAAAAUUAUGCUUACGUCAGAGAAUAUUGAGGUUUGACAGAAAAUGGAACUAAAGAACCAUUGUUUUCCUCUGAGACCUAAACAAAUAUUAAACUUUUAAUAUUUUUCUUUUUUUCAGUAUUUCUAAAGUGUUUAGUAAGGCUAGAGAGACAUGAUUGCAGUGUCCUAAAGGUGAAAUGUAUUCUUUCCAAAUAACACAAAUGGGAUUACAUAAUGCAGAAACAUGACUUGAAAUAGUGUCUUCUAGUGAACCAAGUGCUUCAAAAACACAAGAACUUUAGAUUUAAAUUAUGUGAUGUGUAAAUAAUAUACAGCUGAUUUUUUAAAAAAAUUUAAUUACACAUGAGGGACUGGAAAACAAAAAAGAAUUAAAAUGAUUUAAAUUUCUUAC